Molecule: messenger RNA, 1504 nt
Organism: Ornithorhynchus anatinus (platypus)
Lineage: Eukaryota; Metazoa; Chordata; Mammalia; Monotremata; Ornithorhynchidae
Gene: PRDX4
Product: peroxiredoxin 4
Exons: 7
Coding region: 139-1059 (306 amino acids)
Biological process (GO): cell redox homeostasis; response to oxidative stress; cellular response to stress
Cellular component (GO): cytosol; endoplasmic reticulum
Molecular function (GO): thioredoxin peroxidase activity
Source: RefSeq, a predicted model, not a curated record
GGGGCCGGGGAGGUGGCGGCCUCGGAGGGCUGGGCCGAUCGUCCGCAGAGGCGUGUGCCCGGGACCGCGUGGACGCCCCCCGACCCCUCGGGCCGUCCCAGCCCCCCAACCUUGAGCUCGGUGGGCUUCACGGGGCCGAUGGGGCGGGACCUGCGGGGCCCGCGGGGCCCGGGGCUGGGGCUGGGGCUGCGGCUGGUCCUGGGGGCGCUGGGGCUGGGGCUGGGCCUGGCGACGGACCCCGGCUGCCACUCGUUCGGCGGGGGGCACGUGUACCCGGGCCAGGCCCCCCACCCCCGCCCUCACCACGACGACCACCACCUGCACCGAUCCCCAGACCCAGCCAAGGCCCAGAUCUCCCAGUCGGCACCUUACUGGGAAGGCACGGCGGUGAUCAACGGAGAAUUCAAAGAGCUGAAGCUAACAGAUUACCGAGGGAAAUACCUCGUUUUCUUCUUCUACCCACUUGACUUCACUUUUGUAUGUCCAACCGAGAUCAUCGCCUUUGGAGACAGAAUUGCAGAAUUCAGAGCUAUAAAUACCGAAGUGGUGGCCUGCUCUGUCGACUCACAGUUCACCCAUCUGGCCUGGAUCAACACGCCUCGGAAACAAGGAGGGCUCGGGCCCAUGAAGAUUCCUCUUCUCUCGGAUUUGACUCGGCAGAUAUCGAAGGACUACGGGGUUUACCUGGAGGACUUGGGACACACUCUGAGGGGCCUCUUCAUCAUCGACGACAAAGGAGUCCUCCGGCAGAUCACGAUGAACGACCUCCCGGUGGGCAGAUCGGUGGACGAGACGUUACGCCUGGUGCAGGCAUUCCAGUACACGGACAAACACGGAGAAGUCUGCCCCGCCGGCUGGAAACCCGGGAGCGAAACGGCGUCCCCGCAGAUACGAUCCCUGCCCUCGGGGAGCUCGCAGUGUUGCGGAGCCAGGGCAGCGGUUCGCGGUAGAAGCCGGGGACGGAUCGCCAGAGAAGAUGAGGUCCCUGGGCCACGGGGAAACGAAACUGAGCCAGUCCAGGCUUCGUGGACGUUUCCCUCCGCCGACUGGGCAACGUAAGAUCCGGAAGCAUUCACUCAUUCAUUCCAUCGUAUUCGAGCGCUUAACGUGUGCAGGGCGCUGUACCGAGCGCUUGGGAGAGGACGACGUAGCGACAACCGUAAGGAAGGCGGGAUAGGAGAAGUCCUUGGAUUAUCCCUUCUCUCAAAAUAAGUCUGGCGGCUUUGGGAAAAUAGGGGCCGGGUAGGAGAUGGCGAGGCGGAGGAGGGUGCGAGAGCGGGGUUGAUUUCGGGGUCCACUCCAGCCCCUCGGGAAACUCUCAGCACAUCCCGUGCACGCCCACGCUUCGACGACCGCGUGGGCCGUUAAAGGCCGCACCUGAGCCCCCCAACGGAUAAACGUUCCCCGCACAAGCCGCUCGGACGCUAGAACCGUUAACGGGGAAGGGGGAGACGGAGCCGGCUAAAUUAAAGAUCCAUCGAAGCCCAGAGCCGUGCCUCUCGGU